This is a messenger RNA of Adelges cooleyi (spruce gall adelgid), 12960 nucleotides long. RefSeq names its product dynein axonemal heavy chain 5-like. Bases 1 to 12960 code for a protein of 4319 amino acids. The record is from RefSeq and is a predicted model, not a curated record. Lineage: Eukaryota; Metazoa; Arthropoda; Insecta; Hemiptera; Adelgidae. Gene Ontology annotation, molecular function: dynein intermediate chain binding; ATP hydrolysis activity; ATP binding. Gene Ontology annotation, biological process: proteolysis; microtubule-based movement. Gene Ontology annotation, cellular component: dynein complex. The transcript has 47 exons.
AUGGAUUCGGCGACUAUACUGUUUUGGGUAAUUUUUUUUGAAAGCUAUGGCGAAUUCAAAUGGGCCGAAGUAGAAAGCUCAAAAAUCGUCAAAUCUAAUCUGUCAGUGAUCGGUUCAAAUCAAGAAUACUGUUGUAACCUGCCGUUGGAGGUCAAGUACGGAGACAAGCUGUUCAAAGGUAAGACAUCUGAUGUGACGGAGUUCUUGGGAUAUAAAAACGUUGACCAAAUAAAACUUCCCGUGGUGUUUGACGCAAGAGAAAAAUGGCCCCAUUGUUAUUCGAUUGCUCGUGCUAAGAAUCAAGGAGAAUGUAAAAGCGGCUGGGCAAGUAUUUAUAGACAUGUGUCGGGUCAUUUGGAAGGCGAACAUGCUGUGAAAUUGAUUGGAUGGGGUCAAGAAGGAGAAGACAAAUAUUGGCUACUAAUGAACUCGUUUGGUAGAACAUGGUGUGAUAAUGGCACGUUUAAAAUGCCCAAAGAUCUUAGCGAUAGGAAUGCCAAACGAGAAUUACAAAAAUACAUCUACUUCAUGAACCAUGUGUCAGCGUUAUCAUUACAAAAAACUAAUAUGUGGAACGAAAUAUCUUUCCCUCCGGGCAAAUUAGUGAAACAGGACUGCUUAAUUUUCGUCCAAGAUAAAGUGAAAUAUCUUCAAACUAUGCUUGAUAACAUUUAUUCCGAAAUGAAUGUCGAAACUCCGGAUAAAUGUUAUUCAAAUGUAAAGAUAGCCAAAAACAGUGAUCAUACGUUGUUAUUGAAAAAUCAUGAUUUGGUCAUGGCGUCAGAGAAUUUGUUAAAAAGUUGGAUGAUAACGUUUCAAUUGAUAGUUAAAGAUUAUAAAUAUUUCAAACAAGAACCAGUAAUUUAUGGUCCGUACAAAGAAUUGGAGUUUUGGAGGAAUAUGUAUGUCAAAUUCAUUAAAAUCUACAAAAUAAUGAUGAGUCCGAUUAGUAAAUUAGCUGAAAAAGCUAUUUUACAAAAUAAUUCAAGUCUAAAAGAGCCUUGGGAAACUGUUAAAGGACGAACUAUAUUAUUUUACAAAGAGAUGACGGAAAAUUUAAAAUAUUUAAAACCUAUAGAAUUUCUUUUUAAGGGCUUGUAUCGUACUGACCCACAGUCCAUUAAAGCUGCUAUAGCUGAUGUGACUAAUGCAUUACCACUAGUUCGGUCUUUUUCCACCCACUACACUAGCAAGCGAAACAUGACGAAACUAUUAUUGAUGUGCGUCAACCAAGUAGUCAUUAGUUCUAUAAACUGUUUGACCAAUAACAACACCACAAGUAUUUGGAAACAAUCCAAAGCGCUUAUGAUUGAUAAGCUGAGCGAAUGCAUCGGCAUGUAUGAUCAAGUGUUGAAAGGUUAUAACGACAUGAAAAAUAAAACAAAAAGCGAUAACCAUACACCAGAUUUCAUGAACGUGCUUAAAGUGUUGAACAACUUUGAAAAAUUGAAUUUAAAUUGUUUAAAUAUGGAAGAUGCGUAUUCGUAUCUUCUUGAACCAUCAAGUGACGAUCAAAAACAUUCUUUAAAAACUGUGAUUACCAACUUUAGAAAUGUGUACGCUAUGUACAGAGCUAAGCCACCGAUUGUAUGGAAUAUGCCGAUGAUAACUGGACAAAUGAUCUGGAUUAGUUCAAUUCAUACGAAAAUCGAAAUGCCAAUGAAUUUUUUUUUGAGUAAGAACCCAAACUUGUGGGGUAAGCUUCGUCAAAUACGGAUAGUUAAAUCGUACAACUCGUUUUGCUUCGCUCUCAGAGUACAUGAAUUGCUGUUACACUCAAGGUGGUAUAAAAUUGCUAACAAAUUAAAAGAUUCCAAAAACGUACCAUUACUGAUAAGAGAUCCUAAAACGAGGAAAUACUAUUGCACGUUUUCAAGAUUUCUCAUCGAAACCCUCAAUGAAUCACAUCACAUGCUUUUUAGACACCUCGCCAUACCCGAACGUCUACAGUUUCUUGUCCAGCGUAAAGCCAUGAUAUACCAAAGACACGCGUACGCUGAUUCUCUGAUCAAACGAUACAACCGAAUGAGGAGUAUGGUGCCGCAAGUUAUUGACAUGGACAUUAAAAUAUGCCAAACAAUGGCGUCGGUAAGAACAUUUUUACUCAUAAAGCUACCUAGCGAACCGAAAUGGAUGAAUGAGUUAGAAGAAAUCAAUGCUGUGCAUCAAGACAAAGAGAUAAAACAUAUUGAAAAGCUGUCUUAUUCGGCGGAAAUUGUUUUCCAUCAAAUGAUGAAUUCGAUUCUAGCAAGAAUAAUUAACCUCGGCCCUGACAAAUAUAAUUGGUUCGAUAUUGAAGAAGGUCUGAAACCUGUAACGGAAUCAGAUGGCCCGCCAACAACAAUAUCUCAAGAAUGGUCAGCGGUAAUAAAAGUAAAAUUAGCUCUCGAGCCUACACAACCUACCCCUACGCUAGGGAUAUCGCCAUCCUGGGACGAAAUUAAACAGGCAAUUGAAAGGAUAACAACUAGAGCAUUUAAAAUGUCAGAAAAACUUACACGAUGGGGCUUUCAUAGAAUCGUCGCUCAAAAUGAUAAAAAGAAAGAAGAUUUUAGCUACAAAAAAGAUAUAGUGCGCCACAAAGAUGUUGAAAGUGCUGCUACUUUAAUUAAAAAAGCAAUCAGACCAAUAAGAGGAGAAAUAAUGGACUCUCUCAUAAAUAAAUAUAAUUUCAAAUUUCGUAACGUGUGGGUCAAUAACGCAGAGAAAGAAACAAAAAUUGAAGACUUUUUAAAGAUGACAAGUAAACUAGCUGAUAUACGCGGACAAUACGAAGAAAUAUCUGCGAAAGAAAAUGAAAUUAUUGAUCAGCCUGAUUUUGUAAUAAUAGGACCGUUGGAAGUACAACUGGUCGAAUUUAAAGAUAGAUUACUUGAAGAAAUCAAGUUAUGGCAGGGUCUAUUAACAGAUGCUGUACUAAAGACUUACAGAGAAAAAUUGAAAGUUCUCUGUAAAUAUGUAGAAGAUAACUAUGCGAUACUAGCAAUGCCUAUAAACGAAUUAGACGACGUAAGAAGAGUAAUAGCGUGUUUGGAAGCCGUAGAAAAAAAUUUCGUAACCGUCGAUCGAGACGUCGAAGAAAUCAAAAAUGUAUUUGAUAUGUUAAACGCAUUCAAAUUUGCCGAAAAAGGUCCAAUGGUGAGUGGGUUAACACCAUCAGAAGCCAGUGAAAGAGUCAUAAUAUUUCAAGAUAAAUUCGAUGAAUUGGUAGUGUUGAUGGAUCGUUAUCAAGAAGGAGAACGGUUAUUUGGAGUACCGAUUACUGAAUAUCCUUCUCUGACUGAAAAAAAACGUAUAUUCAAUUUAUUGCAAAAACUGUACGGGCUAUACGUUUUGGUCAAUCAUUCUAUUGAAACUUGGUUGAAUACUCUGUGGAGCCGCAUUCGUAUCGAUGAUAUUAUAGACAAGUUGACUGAGUACUCGACCAGAUGUCGGAAAUUACCAAAAGGGUUAACAGAGUGGCCUGCAUAUUUAGAAUUGAAAAAAAAAAUUGACUACUGGUCCCAGACUAUACCACUUAUUGAAAUGAUGAUUAAAAACUCGCUUAAAGAAAGACAUUGGCUAAUGCUAGAAAAAGUUACAAAUACACCUCUUCCAGUGGAUAACGCUGAUUUUGCCCUAAGAAACAUCAUGGACGCACCUUUGUUGGAAAACAAAGACGAAAUUGAAGAUAUAUGCCAAACGGCAAUUAAAGAAAUGGACAUUGAAGCCAAACUACGACAAGUCAUAUCGGAUUGGUCAACCGUCAAAGUGGAGCUGGCUAAUUUCAAAACCAGAGGCUUGUUGUUGGUAAAAGGUCAAGAGCUAGGGGAAGUUGUUGCACUUUUGGAAGACAGUCAAAUGGUCAUGAGUUCAUUGGCGACGAAUAGGUACAACCUUGCAUUUAAAACGGAAAUAAUGGAUUGGGUGAGGAAAUUCGCUAUAACCGGACAAGUCUUAGAAAACUGGAUGAUAGUACAAAACCUUUGGGUUUAUUUAGAAGCAGUAUUUGUUGGAGGUGAUAUAGCUAAGCAACUUCCUUUAGAAACGAAACGUUUUAGCAAUAUUGAUAAAUUGUGGGUGCAAAUCAUGACUAGGGCCAAGUUUACAGAAAAUGUAAUAGAAAUUUGUACUGGAGAUGAUUCUAUGGAAAUUUUACUUCCUUACCUUAAAGAACAGUUAGAACUAUGCCAAAAAUCUUUGUCAGGGUAUUUGGAUCAAAAGAGAAAUGUUUUUCCGAGAUUUUAUUUCGUUUCCGAUCCAGUAUUGUUGGAAAUUCUUGGACAGACGUCAAACUCACACGCUAUUCAACCACAUUUGCUUAAUGUGUUUGAUAAUAUCGCCAAGUUAGGUUUCAGUCCAACGGAAUAUGACAAGGCUAUGGAUAUAUCAUCGAGAGAAGGAGAAUCGAUUCCACUUGAACAUCCUGUUGUGUGUGUGGGAGGCGUAGAAAAUUGGCUUACCACUUUGCUUAAUGAAGCAAGAACUUCAGUAAAUCAAGUUAUAGCGAAUGUUGCAACUUAUAUGACGGAUCCGUCUUUCUCGCUUUUAACCAUGGUGAACACUUUCCCAGCCCAGAUGGGUCUUGUUGGCAUACAAAUGCUUUGGACGUAUUAUACAGAAAACGCAAUUAGCAACGCUCUACUCAAAAAAACUAUAAUGAAACAAACCAACGAUUAUUUCAUUAUGUUGCUAAACACUCUCAUCGAUUGCACUACGUUGAACUUGACUAGCUCGGAGAGACUGAAAUACGAAACACUGAUCACAAUUCACGUGCACCAGAGAGAUAUUUUCGAGGUAUUGUACCGCAUGAAAGUAUCAAGUUUAGGUGAUUUUGAGUGGUUGAAACAAGAACGUUUUUACUUUAACCUCGAAAUCGAUCAAUGCGAAGUCCGCAUUACUGACGUUACUUUUAUAUAUCAAAAUGAGUUUUUGGGAAGUUCGGAGAGACUUGUCAUUACACCGCUUACUGAUCGAUGCUACAUAACACUAGCCCAAGGAAUAGGUAUGAAUAUGGGCGGUGCGCCGGCUGGACCAGCAGGAACGGGAAAGACUGAAACCACCAAAGACAUGGGAAAGUCGCUCGGCAAAUAUGUUGUAGUCUUUAAUUGCUCCGAUCAAAUGGAUUUCCGAGGCCUCGGUCGUAUUUUCAAAGGCUUGGCACAGUCGGGAACGUGGGGUUGCUUUGACGAGUUCAAUCGUAUAGAACUGCCCGUAUUAUCCGUAGCUGCCCAGCAAAUUUACGUACUAUUCACUGCUCGUAAAGAAAAAAGAACUAUGUUUUUGUUUAGUGACGGCGACACUAUUCCUAUGAACCCGGAAUUCGCUAUAUUUCUUACUAUGAAUCCCGGUUAUGCUGGACGCCAAGAGUUACCAGAAAAUUUAAAAGUGCUAUUUAGAAGUGUUGCAAUGAUGGUGCCAGACCGUUUGAUAAUUAUACGAGUGAGAAUGGCUGCUGCUGGUUUCAAAAACAAUUUAGCACUGUCAAAGAAGUUUUUUAUUUUGUAUCAACUUUGCGAACAACAACUUAGCAAACAAGUGCACUACGACUUUGGUCUAAGGAAUAUAUUAGCAGUUUUACGAACGCUCGGUACACAAAGAAGAGGCAAUCCUAACGAAUCCGAAGAAACCAUACUGAUGCGAGUGUUAAGAGACAUGAACGUUUCCAAAUUAGUCGAUCAAGACGCUGCCAUAUUCAUGUCUCUAAUUGAAGAUCUUUUCGUCGGCAUGAAAUUGACCACAUCGACUUACAAAGAGUUGCAAGCAGGAAUCUUAAAAUCGUGCAAUGAAUUUUCAUAUGUAAAUCACCCAACAUGGAAUUUGAAAAUUAUUCAGGUCUAUGAAACAUCAUUAGUGCGUCACGGAUUGAUGAUACUUGGACCAACUGGAGCUGGUAAAACCGCCGCUAUUCAUACAUUAUUAGCUGCAUUGACUAAAAACGGAAAACCGCAUUUUGAAUAUCGAAUGAAUCCCAAAGCGAUUACUGCGCCACAAAUGUUUGGGAGACUAGACGUGGCUACUAACGAUUGGACCGAUGGGAUAUUUUCGACACUUUGGAGAAAAACAUUAAAAAUAGAUCCUGGUGAAUUUUGUUGGAUUGUAUUAGAUGGGCCAGUAGAUGCGGUGUGGAUAGAAAACUUAAACUCUGUCUUAGACGACAAUAAAACUUUAACUCUAGCAAAUGGAGAUCGGAUUGUAAUGGCGCCUAAUGCGAAAUUAUGUUUUGAACCAGACAACGUUGACAAUGCAUCACCAGCUACAAUAUCCAGAAUGGGAAUGACUUUCUUUUCGUCAACAGUAUUAUCUUGGAAAAUUGUCUUCCUUGGGUGGGGUAAGAAAAGAACUAAACACGAAUUUGACUGUCUUCAACAUCUUUUCGAAAACUCUUAUGAUGGCUUGAUCAAAUUUCUCAAUGCUAACCUAACGCCUAAAAUGAAUUUGUUAGAAGCUCAUUAUAUUCACCAGACUUGCGAUUUGCUCGACGGGCUACUGGAAAUGUUUAAAAGUCCGACAGAUUUGCCUGAGAACACUAUAUCUCGUUUGUACACAUUUUCAAUAAUGUGGAGUAUUGCUUCUGUAUUGGAGUCGGCUAAUCGUCAAUCACUUGAAGAAUAUAUUUUAAAAGAAAUGAAAGGAAUAAUGAACGUACCCAGACUCCAGGAAGGGGAAUCGAUUUAUGAGUAUACUAUAUCGAAAACUGGAGAAUGGAAACAUUGGGGAACACUAGUUACGAAUUAUAGUUAUCCCAGUGAUUACAUACCUUCUUUUGGCGAUAUUUUGGUCCCAAAUUUAGAUAACACUCGGACCAUGUUUUUGAUAUCGUUGAUUGCGAAUCAAGAAAAAAAUGUUUUACUCAUCGGCGAGCAAGGGACAGCCAAAACUGUUAUGAUAAAAAGUUUCAUGUUAGAAUUUGAUCCAGAAAAAAGGUUAAGCAAACAGCUCAAUUUUUCUUCGGCUACUACACCCAACAUGUUUCAAUUCACUAUGGAAGGCUAUGUGGAAAAAAGAUUCGGUACAACUUAUGGUCCACCGGGUAAUCGUAAAAUGUCUAUGUUUAUCGACGACAUUAACAUGCCAAUUAUUAAUGAUUGGGGUGAUCAAGUAACUAAUGAAAUUACACGUCAAAUGCUCGAAGGAAAGGGUUUCUAUUCGUUGAUCAAACCUGGAGAAUUCACUAAUAUCGUGGGAGUAAACAUGUUGGCUGCGAUGAUCCACCCUGGUGGAGGGCGAAAUGAUAUACCUCCAAGACUGAAACGUCAAUUUUGUAUAUUCAAUUGCACGUUGCCGUCAGACACGUCGAUGGAUAAAAUAUUCGGAGCAUUGGGAUGUGGAUACUUUUGUAUAGAGCGUUUCCCAGAGGUAAUUGUGUCGUUUGUUCCGAAGUUGAUACCGUUGACACGAUUGGUAUGGCAGAAAACGAAGCAAAAGCUAUUGCCUACACCCGCCAAUUUCCAUUAUGUUUUCAACUUACGAGAUCUUUCACGUAUGUGGGAGGGCAUGUUACAAAUUGGUGCUCCCGAAUGUGAUGAAAUCCCGUUAUUGCUCAAACUAUGGUCUCACGAAAUGUUGCGGGUGAUAUACGACAAACUCACAAGUGCAACGGACAAAGAGUGGUUCAUCAACAACUUAAUUUCUACUUCGCGGGAGUUUUUAAAUACUGAAGAAAUAAAAAUGUUUCCCACUGAUCAUAUAAAUAAAUUUGUUUUCGUCGACUUUUUACGUGAUAUGCCGGAGCCAACUGGCGAUGAACCUGAUGAUUUUGUAUUCGAGGACCCAAAAAUUUACGAACAAAUAGAAGAUUUCGAUGUUCUUGAAGCUAGAGUUCUUAUGUUUAUGGCACAAAUGAAUGAAGUAGUACGAGGGUCAACAAUGGAUUUAGUAUUUUUCCGGGAUUGCAUGAUACAUUUAAUAAUAAUAUCGCGAAUUUUAAGAAUACCACGGGGAAAUGGUUUACUUGUUGGCGUCGGCGGUUCAGGAAGAAGAUCAGUUACAUCUUUGGCAUCGUUUAUCGCUGGAUAUUUCCAACACAAAAUAUUUAUAACGAGAACUUAUAAUGUGAAUAACUUUUUGGAUGACAUAAGGCUACUCUACCGAGCAGCUGGGUUUGAAGACAAAAAGACUACGUUUGUAUUUACAGAUAAUGAUAUAAAAGAAGAAUCUUUCUUAGAGCAUCUGAACAACAUACUGAGUUCCGGAGAAGUCGCUAAUUUGUUUGCCAAAGAUGAACUUGAAGAAAUGUUGACUUCAUUAACGCCAGCAUAUAGAAAGAAAAAUCCUAAAGGCAUCCCUACUUUGGAAAAUUUAUACGAAUUUUUCAUUAAACAAGCCGUAAACAAUUUACACAUAGUGCUAUGCUUUUCUCCGAUAGGCGAGAGUUUCCGUUUGCGUUCAUUAAAAUUCCCCGGAAUUAUAUCUGGUUGUAUUAUUGACUGGUAUACAUCAUGGCCACUUGAAGCUUUACACGCAGUUUCACAUCAUUUUUUGAAAGAUUUUGACGUUUUAUGUAGCCCUAAUGAAAAGUCUUCACUAAUACAAAUUUUAGGGGAAAUACAUAAUAACGUGGCCAAAGAUUGUAUCAGUUACCAACAAAGGUACCGUCGUCAAAUUUACGUUACACCCAAAUCUUUCCUUUCGUUUAUCGACGGUUACAAAAGUUUGUAUACUGACAACGUUAAAGAAAUCGAGAAUAUGAAAGUACAACGAGUGUUGGGAUUGGAAAAACUUGCUGACGCUUCAGUUCAAGUAGAAGUACUGAAAGUCGAUUUGGUUCAGAAAGAAAAAGAAAUUACUAUUGCGAAUGCUGCUUGCAGCGAGGUGACGGCUAAAGUCAACGAAGUAGUGCAGGUAGCAGAAAAGAGUAAAGCGGAAGUUGCCGUUGUAAAAGAUAAAGCGGAAAUUUUGCUAAAGGGAAUUUCAAAGGAAAAAAAGGUUGCGGAAGCUAAACUCGCUAAAGCUCAACCGGCAUUGGACGCUGCUGAAGCUGCCUUAUUGACAAUCAAUGCAUCUGAUAUUGCCACAGUACGUAAACUUGGGAAACCUCCCUAUAUGAUCACGUUGAUUAUGGAUUGUGUACUUCUAUUAUUUAAACGUAAAGUAGAAAAAACUAUACCAGAUCCUUCAAAGAAUUUUUUGACUCCCAAAUGGGAAGAAUCUUUAAAACUUAUGUCUGACACAAGGUUCUUAUAUAACUUAAAAAAUUUUCCCAAAGACCAAAUAAAUGGUGAAGUAAUUGAUUUGAUGCAAGCCUAUUUCAAGUAUUCAGAUUAUACUUAUGAUAAAGCAAAAAUUGCAUGUGGUAACGUAGCAGGUCUCAUCAAAUGGACAUGGGCAAUGGCUGAUUUCUUUUUCGUGAACAAAGAAGUACUACCGUUAAAAGCAAAUUUAGCUCUUCAAGAAGCAAAACAUAGUAAAGCAAAAGAAGAGUUGAAAGCCGCUGAAGCUAUUGCCACUGAAAAAAACCGAGAACUAAUGGAGGCAAAAAAGAAACUGAAAGUAGCUUUAGAUUCUCAAGGAGAAGUGCAAGCAGAAGCUGACCGAUGUAAAAAUAAAAUGAUGUCAGCUACAGCCUUAAUUGAUGGUUUGGAAGGCGAAAGAAAAAGAUGGACUCAACAACUGGCUGGUUUCAAUAUCGAAAUAAAAAAAUUACUAGGGGACAUUGUAAUACUAACAGGAUUUUUAUCAUAUUCUGGGCCAUUUAAUCAAGAGUAUCGUACUAACAUUAUGCAAUCGUGGUACAAUCAGUUACAUGAAAAAAAUAUACCAAAUACUGUUGGCUUGAGUAUAGUUGAUAAAUUAGUAGAUCCACCGACAAUCAGUGAAUGGAAUCUUCAGGGGUUACCAAACGACGAGUUAUCCACCCAAAAUGGAAUCAUUGUAACUCAAGCUUCAAAAUAUCCCGUUCUAAUUGAUCCACAAAGUCAAGGUUUAGCGUGGAUAAAAGCUAAAGAAGCAGCGAACCAAAUGAAAGUCACCUCUUUUGAAAAUAAGUAUUUUAGAAAUCACCUUGAAGAUUGCGUAUCACUUGGAAAACCACUAUUAAUCCAAGAUAUAAUGCAAGAUGUAGAUCCAGUUAUUACCAAUGUAUUAGAGAAGAACUAUUACAAAGUGGGAAAAACUUUAAAGGUAUCGCUGGGAGAUAAAGAAGUUGAUAUCCACGAAAGUUUUCGAAUGUACAUGACUACAAAACUUGGAAAUCCUUCAUACCCACCCGAGUUGUACGCACGAUGUUGCAUAAUUGAUUUUACUGUCACCCUGAAGGGCUUAGAAGACCAACUGCUGAGUAGAGUGAUUGAAACUGAAAAAAGAGAGUUGGAACUGGAACGUGUAGAAUUAAUAGCUGAGGUAACAUCGCAAAAACGUAAAAUGCAAAAACUAGAACUCGAUUUGCUAUUGAAACUCACCACAGUGCAAGGGUCACUUGUAGAUGAUGAAUCAGUGUUGUAUACUCUGAACAAGACUAAAGAUACUGCUGUAGAUGUCCAAGAAAAAAUUAAAACAGCCAAUGAGACACAAGCAUCAAUAAAUGUCGUACGUGAAGAAUAUCGGCCAAUCGCUACUAGAGGAUCGGUUUUAUACUUUUUGGUCGUAGAAAUGGGAAUGAUCAAUUCUAUGUAUCAAAAUUCAUUGCAGCAAUUUUUGGAACGUUUUGACCUGUCUUUACUUAGAGCAGAGCCUUCACUUAUUCUAAGCCGUCGAAUCACAAAUAUAAUCAAGUGCUUGACGUACGAUAUAUUCAAGUAUAAAUGCCGAGGUCUAUAUGAAAAAGACAAGACUCUAUUUACUAUUCUCGUGACACUCAAGAUAGAUCUCGACUGUCAAAAUAUCAGCAAGGACCAAUUUGAAUACUUUAUUAAGGGCGGUGCUUCGGUUGAUUUGUCAUCGAUAAAGCCUAAACCUUUCCCGUGGAUUACAGAUAUUUGCUGGAUGAAUUUAGGCUUAUUACAAACUAUUACCCCAUUUCAAGAAAUAUUGAACAUGGUAUCGCAAAGUGAAAAACAAUGGAAAACGUGGUAUGAAAAAGGUGCACCCGAAAAAGAAGUCAUUCCCAACGGGUUAGACAAACUUAGGCAAUUUGACCGAUUAUUGGUGGUAAGGGCAUGGUGUCCAGACAGAAUUUUAAAUCAGUCUUUUGCUUAUGUCGAAGAAUCACUUGGACCUAAAUUUGUGGAGUCAAUUAUGUUUGAUAUUGAAGAAAUGUAUAACGAAUCGAGAAGUACCACUCCGCUUAUUUGUUUCCUUAGCAUGGGUUCAGAUCCUAGUAAUUUAAUCGAAACAACAGCAAAAAAAUUGGAAAUCCCGUUUAAUUCCAUAUCGAUGGGCCAAGGACAAGAAAUACAUGCUAGAGUGUUAAUAGAGAACUGUAAUAACAACGGUGGUUGGGUUUUGUUACAAAAUUGUCAUUUAUGUUUGGAUUUCAUGAGAGAAACUUACACAUAUAUUAUUACUAAAGCAACCACCACACAACAUGACAAUUUUAGAGUUUGGAUUACAUCUGAACCGCAUCCGAAAUUUCCUAUACCUCUUCUACAAAUCUCCGUACAUUUUACCUAUGAACCUCCAGAAGGAUUAAGAGCUGGAUUGAAAAGGACGUACAAUACCAUAACACAAGACGAUUUCGAUCAUUCUAGUUCUCCUCAGUAUAAAUCGAUUCUAUACGCCAUAUCUUUUCUUCAUUCAGUAGUACAGGAGCGGAGAAAAUUUGGACCUAUUGGUUGGAAUAUCCCUUAUGAGUUUAACAACGCAGAUUGGUACUCGUCUAUGUUAUACUUACAAAAAAUGAUAGACGAGAUGGCUGCCAACUCUCCAGUGAACUGGGUUUCUUUAAGAUACAUGUUGGCAGAAGUGCACUACGGCGGUCGUGUAACUGACGAUUACGACCGGCGUCUUCUUAAUAAUUUCACCGUUAUGUGGUUCAUGGACGAAAUAUUCGAAGGUCAUUUUAAUUUCUACAAAGGUUAUAAUAUUCUGAAUUUCAAAAAACUAUCACAUUACUGGGACGCGAUCGAAAAUAUGCCAUUAAAAGAACCUCCGCAAGCAUGUGGACUGCAUCCAAACGCCGAUAUUACAUACCAAACAAAUAUGAUUCAGACUAUGUUCGACAAAAUCACGUUCAUACAACCAAAAGGUUCUAGCGGAGACGGAGAGUUUACGAGAGAAGAUAAAGUAUUUGCAAUGGCGAACGAUAUUCUGAAAAAACUACCGGCUGCUUUUAACAUGUUUACCAUUAAAGAACGAUUAAGCCUGAUGGGCGCAACACAACCAAUGAAUAUAUUCUUAGGGCAAGAAAUCGAACGAAUUCAGAUCGUGAUUAAUUUAGUAAGAAAGACCCUCGAAGAUCUUUUAUUAGCAAUCGAAGGAAUAAUCAUAAUGAAUGAGGAUCUGACGGCCACGUUGGACUUCCUAUACGACGGACGUAUUCCUAAUCAUUGGCUAAGGCCGUCUUGGACGUCAUCAUCGAUAAGCUUUUGGUUUAACGAAUUACUCGACCGACAAAUCCAAAUAGCCACGUGGGUUUUCAAAGAAAAACCUACGAAAUUUUGGAUGACCGGAUUUUUUAAUCCUCAAGGCUUUUUAACCGCCAUGAAACAAGAAAUAUCGAGAGCUCAUGCCGGAUGGACACUAGACAACAUGGCUCUAGAAAACAAGGUGACUAUGUACAGCAAAAAUGAAGUUGGAAAACCGCCAGCUGAAGGAGUUUACGUGUACGGAUUGUUUUUGGACGGAGCCGGUUGGAAUAGGAAAACUAGUACACUACAAGAAGCGUUGCAUAAAAUAUUGACAACGGAAAUGCCAGUGUUUCAUAUUUAUGCGGUUCAUUUAUUAAAGCCUAAAGUUGUAACGGGAUAUCAGUGUCCCGUUUAUAAGAAACCAAGACGAACGGGUCUAUUUUAUGUUUGUGAAUUAAGUCUGGACACGCCGCCAGAACUUCCGGCAGAACACUGGAUUUUAAGAGGAGUGGGUCUGUUAUGUGAUAUUAAAUAA